This is a messenger RNA of Synchiropus splendidus (mandarinfish), 1357 nucleotides long. It is a transcript of the gene tada1, whose product is annotated as transcriptional adaptor 1. The transcript is spliced from 8 exons. The record is from RefSeq and is a predicted model, not a curated record. Gene Ontology annotation, molecular function: transcription coactivator activity. NCBI's taxonomy places the organism in Eukaryota, Metazoa, Chordata, Actinopteri, Syngnathiformes, Callionymidae. Gene Ontology annotation, cellular component: SAGA complex. Gene Ontology annotation, biological process: regulation of transcription by RNA polymerase II. Bases 30 to 1031 code for a protein of 333 amino acids.
UGACGUCACAGUAGAAGCUACAGGACGUUAUGGCAUCCCAUGCUAGCGAGCUAGAAAUAGCAAAGAAAAACUUAACAGAAGCAAUCGGAGAUAAUAUUAAACAUUACUGGGCCAACCUGAAGUUAUGGUUCAAACAGAAGAUCAGCAAAGAGGAGUUUGACGUCGAAGCUCGCCGUCUACUGGCACAGGAGCACGUUCAUGUUCACAAUGAUUUCCUCCUGGCCAUUCUUACGCGCUGUCAGAUCAUUGUGUCCACGCCAGAGGUUGCUGGAACAUUACAAUGGUCAGGCGGUUCAGCCUCAAAGCCUGGUAAACCAAAAGGGAAGAAGAAAUGCUCCACAAGACAGAAGUUUGAUCAUCGCUUCCAGCCUCAGAACCCUUUGAGUGCUGCCCAACCCUUCAGCCCACGGGAGGCUGCGAGUGAAGAGGAGGAGCUGCGCCUCAGUGCGCACACCCUGUUGCUUCCCACUCGAGGGCAAAUGGAGGCGCGGAUGAUGGUGACAGCCUUUGAGAUGGGACUGGACAACAUCACGGAUGAUGCUGUCAGCACCAUGCAGCAUGCUGUUGAGCACCACUUGAAAGACGUCCUGACUGCUGUAAUCACUCGGAGGAAGUCGUAUCGCUUACGAGACGGUCGCUUCCCAUAUGCUUUUGGCAGUGAUGUCACACCGCAGCCUUAUCUUAAGAACAGCCUCGCAGCUUAUCACAGCCUCACUGAAUGUCCUCCUCCAAGUGCCUCGCUUCCCACUGGUCAGCUCCCACAGAUCUCACCAGAUGAGGCAGAGCAGAAAGCCGUGUACCUGCUAGCGUGUUCCACGAACACAAUCCGUGCACCGCUGCCACCCGUCAGCUUGUUCGAUCUCCUCGAAGCGUUACAGGUCAACCAUAGGGUGAUGCCUUCCCACACUGUGUAUGCCUUGAAUAUGGAGCGCAUCCUGUCGCGGUUGUGGCACCCCAGCCAAGAGGAACUGGAGCAGGACCAUGUUCACCGACAACGCCUGGCCUCCAAAGACGGGCUUCUCGUCAGCUGACGUGAUGCCAUGGACACACAACCACGGACGUGUUCUCAAAAAUGAAGCGAACGGAGGAAAGAAGAAGAGCACAAGCUGACUGCUUUUAUUCAUAUCCAACAAAGAUCUUCUAUAAUUGACAUUCCAUAUUUUUAGGCAAUUAACAAAGCGACCGAUUUAUCUCAUUAUUUGGAAAGCGGUGCGCAAAAUGAUGUCCGCUUUGUUCACACCGUUAGUUGGAUUAUAUUCUUACCCCAAAUUGUUCACUGACCUACAUUUGCGUUGAGUGUAUUUUGGGUGCAUGCAAUGUGUAAAAUAAAAUGUAUUUUUCGUAUUAAAAACCUUAU